UGGAAAUUAGACUACUUGGUUCAACCGUUCACGAGCGCCAUCCUCGAUACCCACGUGAAUGUGUUUCUUAAUGCGUCAAAGCCUGCCAUGGCAACUUCGUACUAUUCCACCUUCAAGUUGUUGCAAGACGCUGACUCGGAGAGAGACCGAGACACGAUGUCCCAUUAUACCAGUCCUCCUCCUCCGUAUCAGCAACAUGCUUCAAAGCCACAAACGUUCCAUCCUCACUCACAUGGACAUGGCUAUGGCCGCCAGCCCUCGAUUCACAUUGUGGUACCAACGAGCCCUAUUUCUCGGACCGUCAUUCAUUCCAGGUACAAUGAAAAUGACCAUCUCCUUUCGGGAGGAAGACGUCGACGAAACAAUGGCCCAGGGUGUUGCUUCUUCACUGUCAUAAUUCUCGGAGCUGUACUCAUUUUUGCGGUGUUUUCCAUCGUUCAAUUCGUCUUGUCUAUGCCCAUCAACAAGGCUGUUUGGACAAAUCUUGAAUCUCGUUCGUGCACAACUUAUGCAACAAGGGAGUACUUGGCGAAAAUCAACGUUUCCACUUGGAACCGUCAUUGGAUGGACACCUGCAUGACUACUCCGCUGUUUGUCCAUGACCACCCGAACUGGCCCUUCAGAUGCGAAGAUCGCUCAGGUACAGUGGUUGGACAUUUCGCCAUCAACUAUGACGAACCAGACUGCGUCACCUACUGGAGCAGAUAUAAAGAUCGGGGAUGUACCGCUAAAGGCUCGAAGACGAGGCGCAUUGAACAACAUCUCAUGAACGUGCCAAAACAUGCAGACUAUAAGGAGUUCUGUGCAACAACGCCUGCUCGCUUCCUAGGCCAGGAAUUCUCUGGUGCAGAAUCGUGCGUGCAUAGCAUCUGGGGUGUCUAUGGGCAAUGGUUCAUCGAUGACCCUCGUUGUUGAAGUGAUCAAAGAUCAUGCUUUCUUAUACCUAGCAAUAUCCACUUUUACUUGCAUUUCUUGUCCCAGCAUUCGUGUACUAUUAACUGAUGCAAAAUGUGUACCCACCCCCAUGGCAGAUUGCGUGUUUUAGAACGGAGCGAC
This is a messenger RNA of Suillus clintonianus, 1056 nucleotides long. RefSeq lists its product as uncharacterized. NCBI's taxonomy places the organism in Eukaryota, Fungi, Basidiomycota, Agaricomycetes, Boletales, Suillaceae. The transcript is spliced from 8 exons. The record is from RefSeq and is a predicted model, not a curated record. The coding region runs from base 88 to 915 and encodes 275 amino acids.